Paramecium pentaurelia is the source of this 812-nucleotide messenger RNA. Lineage: Eukaryota; Ciliophora; Oligohymenophorea; Peniculida; Parameciidae. The record is from the annotation of a GenBank genome assembly.
UCAUGAUCAACGAUUUUAACAGUUGGUACAAAACAUAGCCUCUUUUUACAAGAACAUAUGUGAGUGUUUUAGUCUUAUUUGGAAUAAUAGGAAAAUUCAAGCCAUCUUAUUUGUGGUAUUUAAUGUUUGAUGCUAAUAAAAUAUUUAGUCUUUAAGUAUUUAUUAUUAUCAAAUAUUAUAUAGAUACAUAGACUAAUUACUCAUUACUUUUUUAGUGGUAUAUUAAGUUUUAGUUUUAUCCUUCAUUUAUUGUUUGUAAUCUUUUGUAUAAAAAAUUGUGAAAUAAUGUUUGAAGGAUCUAACUAUGCAGAUUUCUAUUAUAUGAUACUUUACUUUUUUAUAACAGGAGAUGUAAUUCAUAUAGAUUAUUUAGAUAAUGAGUUGGUUAUUUGAUUAUGGAUUUUUAUCAGCAGCAUUUUGUUUUGCAUUAAUAUAUGUUUGGUGUAAGAGAAAACCAUUUGAAACUGUGAGAUUUUACUUUGGAUUUUAAUUUAAGAGUGAAUAUUUUCCAUGGGUUUUGAUUGCUUUUCAUGCUAUUACAGAUUAAGACAUAGUUUAAGAUCUUAUAGGUUUAGGAAUAGCACAUUCAUAUUUAUUAUUAAAAGAUUUUCUACCAGUCACUCAUAGCAUUGCUUUAUUGGAAACACCUUAAUUUUUGUAUGAAUUUUAUUAUUUAAAUUAUUAGUAAGAACUUUAUAAAUAAACAUAUUGUGAAAUAUGCACCUUUUGCAAGAAAUAGAUUUAAUUAAUAAUAAUUCUAACAACCUUAAAGAUAGAAUUUCUUUUAAGGAUAAGGUAUACGUUUAGGUUGA